This is a messenger RNA of Caenorhabditis sp. 36 PRJEB53466, 3541 nucleotides long. Lineage: Eukaryota; Metazoa; Nematoda; Chromadorea; Rhabditida; Rhabditidae. The record is from the annotation of a GenBank genome assembly.
AUGGAUUUGUUGAAGAUAUUCAGUGAUAAAAAGGCAAAAAAGGAUGGCGACAAGAAAGGUAAUAUUUGAGGACGUAUAUCUCGGGAAAUAAUGAUUAUUCUGAAAAGUUGUCAACUAAAAAAUUGUUGGAAAUUUUGUGCUGAACAACUUUGUCAUUGACAAGUUUUUUUUUAAAUUGUACCACUACCGAGCUAUGCCCCCAUUUCUGAACAGUAGGCCGACCCGACAGUGCCAAAAGUGUUGCCAUCUUUCAAGGCCUGUAUCUCAACAGCUAAUAAUUAUUUUGUAAGAACGUCAACACAAAAAAUGUUAAAAACGGUGUGCUCAACAACUUUGUAAUUGACUGUUUAACUUGAAAACGUGAAACUCCCGCAGUUACAACACAAUUUCCUGAACAUAGUGCAAGUGCUCUGCAAAACACACGCUACACAAACAAUCCUUUCCUUUUUCGAGAGUGUCUCAAGGUGUCUGCAUCCGGGAUAGAUACAAAAGAUUCAGAGAUCUUUGAUGGUUUCAGAAACCAUCUGUAUGAGUGCCACGUCAUCAUUCUUCUCGAUUUGCAGGCAAAAACAACAACAACGAGAAGCGUCCGGCGUCGGCGCAAAGUUCGAACGGAUCGCAACUUCACGACGACGUGAGUUGUUUCAUAAACUUUUUGAGCUCAAAAUGAUGUGGAUGUGGCUGUGAAAGAUGGGGCGGAGGAGGGGGGGACGGAAACCUGUCAAGACUCUUGACCCACUUGACACACAAACCUGCACACAUUGCAGCAGUUUUCCCUCUCUCACCAGUGUUCUUCUUCCUUUAUUCGUUUGGUUCUCUGCACAAAAAUGCUUCAUCUGGGGCCCAAAAAUAAACAAAUAUCCAUCCUCCGAAUGGCUCCAAUUUCCUUUUUCUCGCUUCUUCUUCCUUCUUCUUCUGCUUCUCGCGCGCGCGCGCGGGCAAAACGGAUAAGUGUUGUUCAACAACGCGACACUCAUACGGACGAAAAUGAGAAUGAGGAUGAAGAUGGACACUUAUCCCCGCCUCCCACUUUUCACUCAUUUAUCCCCGACAAUCGGCUCUCGGACGCGUUCCCGAGCGUUACGUAGGACAGCGUUCCGAAUUCCGUCUUGCAAGAUUCUGUCUUGGAUACACGGUCUCCAGAGCUGACAAUGGGCGCAAGUGCGCCCCCGCCCAAUACAGCGAUACAUUGGCGCGAAAUUCAAAUUUUAACAGCAAAGUUCGUGUUUUUUGCCAGAUUAGCCACGAAAAACCGAUAAUUUCUCAUUUCUCUCUCGAUAGACCGAUUGUAUAGGCCAUUACGAAUUUUUUAAGCACAAGAGCGUCAAAUUUGGUCAAGUCGCAAAUCACAUUUAUCCGUUUGAAGGUUUUUGCCUAAAACUGCGUGAAUUUCAGUUGCUUUUCAGUAAUUUUCGCGGUUCGAGUGCUCAAAAUGAUUUUAUUUACGUGAUUUAUCAUUCUCAAAACCAAUUCUGUCUGAAAACGAUCAAGAAAGGGCAAAAUGAGAAGUGCGGUUUUGAGGCUGCGAUCAGCGGCGAAGGCGAAAAAGCAAAGUCCGCGAAAAAUGCGCCAAAACAUCAUUAAUUCUGAGAAUUAGUGUGUUUUCAUGUCGAAAAAUCAUUUCUCAUUGCCUUUGACCACAAAAAUCAGAGAAAGCUUGCUCAAUUCAUGAAAACGCCAUUUGGCCGAGGCCACACCCAUAUUGGCAGCUCUGGAGACCGUGAAUUCGAUGAAUUACUCUAUUUUUAUCAACUCCUCGCCUAUUUUCUUGAACUUUCAACUCGGACUUUCUAUUUCCGGCUUCUGACUUUCGUAUUGAUAGAUUCGUACUGUUUUUCUCAAUGAAAACUCGUCCAGGGCGAAAUCGCAAGUUGUGUGCGGUAGAGCGCGUUUGCCUUCCAUUUCGCCGCUCCGUCACCUCUUUUGUCUUUCUGUCCGUUCCGCUCACUUCUCCUUUUCAGCCACCCACAGAAUGCGCUGUAAAUUCUCGCGUGGGCGUAUCAAAGCCGCCGCGCCGCCACGUGGAACUCCGAUUUAUCAGUUUUUUGAGGAAGAGACCAAGAAUAGCAUGAACAACAAUAAUAAUGACGACGAAUUCGGCGAUAGAAUGAGCACAAAAGUUAGAGAGAAAAUGAGAGAAGAUUACGGUAGUUUGGAAAGUGCGUGCGCAAACACCAAACUACUGUAAUCCACGUUUUCCAGAAAUACAUAAUAUUGAACUGUUUCAGGCCGAGGAGAACUAUCAAGUGUACGUGAAAACGCUCGAGAAUUUCAUACUCGCCACCGAAAAGCACGGAAUUGAGGGGCUCGUUAAGCAGUACAAAAAGGUGGACAACAACAUCGAUCACACGAUGACUUUCGAGGCGUUCAAGCAGAAUAUGCACAAGAAUCGCUACUCUGGUAUGUGCUUUCUCGCACUUGAUCUCGUUUUCUACAACAAAAAUGCGUUCAGACGUGGUGUGCCGGGACAAUUCGCGAGUCAAGUUGACGAUAGAUUCGAGUGCGCACGGCGAUUACAUUCAUGCAAACUAUGUGAAGACCAACUAUUUGUACAACACGUUCAUCUGCACUCAGGGACCCCUUCAGCACACGAUCAACGAUUUCUGGCGGAUGAUUUUCCAGGAACGCGCACAGAGCAUUUUGAUGCUUUGCAGGUGAGAGAGAUGGGUACAUCGGAUCGGUCUGAAACUUGGACGCAACACACUUCAAUUUAAGUCUAAGAAGCUUGCAUAGUCAAAAAGUCAAGGUCUUCAAAAAGCCAGGGCCCUGAAUCCGGCCAAACAUUAUAUGAUCGCAACCGUGUCCCAAUCAGGUCAUUUGCAGAGUGAUCGAAGACGGACGGCCCAAAUGCGUGACUUAUUGGCCGGCGACGGGCGAGGAGGAGCAGUACGGAUGCAUAAAAGUACGGAACACGGGAGAGUCGACGGACGAGGCGAACUCGUUCGAAACCGUCGAUUUGAUGAUCUCGUUUGUGGCGGAAAACGUGCCGGCGAACGAGCAGCCGGCCGACAAGACACCCCUCAUUGUGACGCUUAUCAAGUGGCCAAAGUGAGAUCUUAUUUUUGAAAUUAUCGAAGAACUGGAGCGAAAGAGGCCACAAACCCCAAAGUUGAUAUUACAGCUGGCCGGACAGAGGAGUUCCCGACGAGAAGUGUCACACAGUGCCUCAGAAUCUGCUCGCCCGCGUCCGUCACGGUCCGUGCGUGGUGCAUUGUUCGGCCGGAAUCGGAAGGACCGGGUGUGUGGUCGCGUUGGAGUUCGCCUACAGACGGCUUCACCGAGGCAUCAAAGUGGACUUCGAGGAGGUGGGUGCAAGUGCGCUCCAUCGCACUCUGAUUCCAGCCACAAGAUCGAUUUGCAGAUCGCUCUGGAACUCCGGAAACAGCGUGCCCAGUGCAUUCAGACGGAAAUACAGUAUUUGUACAUCCAUCGGGUGAUGAUCGCAUUCGCGAAGGGCGAAAAUGGAAUUUCGGAGAAGGCGAUCGCAGCCGCCGACGCGUUUUUGGCCAGUUAUGAUAAUCAUUUGAAAUGCAAAGUUUAA